GGGAGACGGCCGUAGGAACAGGAGAGAGACAGCAGCUCCGUGCCCCCCACCUCUCUCUCCCCCGGUCCAAGCCAGGAGCUCCGCCUCUGUUGUCCGCUCUGAGGCGCGGAGUCCCGGUCUGCGGCUGCAACAGAGCUCCGGUGCGCGUCCUCUCCUCCGCGUCCUCUCCUCCUCCGGCAAGCGCGAUUCAGCACGGCGCGGACACACACGAGGACUAUGCGGAGCCGCGCGCCCGAUGCGGAGUAGAGCAGCCCUGGAACAACUGCGCUCAUCCUCACACACCAGCCAUUAUGCAUCGCAGGCACACCACACUGAGGGAAAAAGGGCGUCGACAGGCCAUCCGAGGCCCGGCUUACAUGUUUAAUGAGCGUGGCACCAGUCUCACUACGGAGGAGGAGCGUUUCCUUGAUGCUGCUGAAUACGGAAACAUCCCUGUCGUCCGCAAGAUGCUCGAAGACUGCAAAACGCUCAACUUUAAUUGUGUGGACUACAUGGGCCAAAACGCAUUGCAGCUAGCUGUAGCCAAUGAGCACUUGGAAGUCACAGAGCUGCUCCUGAAGAAGAAGGGGCUUGCGAGAGUGGGGGACGCUCUGUUGUUGGCGAUCAGCAAAGGCUAUGUGCGAAUUGUUGAAGCUAUCUUGGCGCAUCCAGCAUUUGCAGGAGGCCUGAGACUAACAUUAAGUCCCCUGGAACAGGAACUUAGAGAUGAUGACUUUUAUGCGUAUGAUGAGGAUGGAACACGUUUUUCACAGGACAUAACUCCGGUGAUUUUGGCCUCGCACUGUCAAGAGUAUGAGAUCGUGCACAUCCUGUUGAUGAAGGGUGCCAGGAUAGAGCGGCCUCAUGACUACUUCUGCAAGUGCAACGAGUGCACAGAGAAACAGAAGCGCGACUCUUUUAGCCACUCACGAUCACGUAUGAAUGCAUAUAAAGGGCUUGCUAGCGCUGCCUACCUGGCACUUUCAAGUGAAGACCCUGUACUUACAGCUCUGGAGCUCAGUAAUGAACUGGCACGACUCGCUAACAUCGAGACAGAGUUUAAGAAUGAUUACCGUAAGCUGUCCAUGCAGUGUAAGGACUUUGUGGUGGGAGUGCUGGACCUGUGCCGGGAUACAGAGGAGGUUGAGGCCAUUCUGAACGGUGAUGUGGAUCAGAAGCCACCCUCGGAUCCCCAGCGGCCCUGCCUCAGCCGUAUCAAACUCUCCAUCAAAUAUGAAGUUAAGAAGUUUGUUGCCCAUCCUAACUGUCAGCAGCAGCUGUUAACUAUCUGGUAUGAGAAUCUGGCUGACCUGAGGCAACAGUCUAUAGGAGUGAAGUGUCUCACUGUGCUUGGAGUAACAGUAGGACUUCCUUUCCUCGCCAUUGCAUACUGGAUCAUGCCCUGCAGCAAGCUGGGUCAGAUUCUUCGCAGUCCCUUUAUGAAGUUUGUGGCUCAUGCUGUCUCCUUCACCAUCUUCUUGGGCCUUCUGGUGCUGAACGCUUCAGACCGUUUUGAGGGAGUAAAGAAUCUCCCCAAUGAGACCAUCACAGAUCACCCACGUCAGGUGUUCAGGGUCAAAACCACUCAGUUCUCCUGGACAGAACUCCUCAUCAUGAAAUGGGUGCUGGGUAUGAUCUGGUCAGAGUGUAAAGAAAUUUGGACUGAUGGUCCACGUGAGUAUGUCAUGCACCUCUGGAAUGUUCUGGACUUCGGCAUGUUGUCCAUCUUUGUCGCGUCCUUCACAGCUCGCUUCAUGGCUUUCCUGAAGGCAUCUAAAGCACAACUUUACAUAGAUCUCCAUGUGCCCAAUCAUGACAUCAGCAACGCUUCACUUCCUGCCGACAUCGCCUACUUCACAUAUGCCAGGAAUAAGUGGAGACCAUCAGACCCUCAGAUCAUCUCAGAGGGUUUGUAUGCGAUCGCAGUGGUUCUGAGUUUCUCACGCAUCGCGUACAUCCUUCCAGCCAACGAGAGUUUCGGGCCGCUGCAGAUCUCUCUGGGACGCACAGUUAAAGACAUCUUCAAAUUCAUGGUUAUCUUCAUCAUGGUCUUUGUUGCCUUCAUGAUCGGCAUGUUCAACCUGUACUCAUACUACUUAGGAGCCAAGUACAACCCUGCCUUUACAACGGUGGAGGAGAGCUUUAAGACGUUGUUCUGGUCCAUUUUUGGCUUGUCGGAGGUGAUCUCAGUGGUUCUGAAGUACGACCAUAAGUUCAUUGAGAACAUCGGCUAUGUGCUGUACGGCGUGUAUAACGUGACCAUGGUGGUGGUCCUGCUCAACAUGCUCAUAGCCAUGAUAAACAACUCCUACCAGGAAAUAGAGGAGGAUGCUGAUGUUGAGUGGAAGUUUGCUCGUGCUAAGCUGUGGUUGUCAUAUUUUGAUGAAGGCCGCACGCUACCCGCUCCCUUUAACCUGGUGCCCAGUCCAAAGUCCUUCUACUAUCUGGCCUUGCGCAUCAAAGCAUGUCUCGUACACCUCUGUAAGGCCAAAGGUCAUCGGCAUGACAAUGAACUAGAGAUGGGCAUGCUCAACUCAAGACCAAAGCUGGAUCGAUAUCGAGCUCACUCAAGAAUCAGAGAGGAGAACACAGUGAAGAAACCCAUCAAAAACCCAACACGCUACCAGAAGAUUAUGAAGCGCCUUAUAAAGAGGUAUGUUCUAAAGGCGCAGGUCGACAGGGAGAACGAUGAAGUUAAUGAAGGUGAGCUGAAGGAGAUAAAGCAGGAUAUCUCCAGCCUGCGCUACGAGCUGCUAGAAGAGAAAUCUCAGGCCACUGGAGAACUGGCCGACCUCAUUCAACAACUCGGCGACAAAUUCGGCAAGAACGACAAAAAACAGCCCUGAGGGAGGGAGCGAGGGAGGGAGCGAGGGAGGGGAGAGGAAGAGAGAAAGAGAGAGAGAGAGAGAGAGAGAGAGAGUAUAAGGGAGAAGGGGAAGAGAGUACAAUUCAAGCCAUUCUUGACUGACACAAUCCUGAAAUGCUUUGUAAUUGGCUCAAGCAAGAUCUUUUGCUUCAUUUCUUAAGAAAAAGAUGAGUAAUCACCAAUGAAUGACAGCUGCACUUGAGGAAAUCAUGAUAUGAAGAGAAAUGUGUAAUUCAGGUCCUAAAAACAGCCAUUGUCUCUACUUUGUACUCUGCUUUUUAAAGAAAUGGAAAAAUUACAGUCACUGGCAGGGUUUUUUUUUAUUAAUUAUUUUUUUUCCAGGAUGAUUGAUGGUGAAGCCUGCAUCUUGUAUCUGAAUGCUGAGUAAUCACACAAUGGUAAACACAGCCUGUUCAUCUCAUCCCUUUAUUUAGGUUUCACUCAUGAUUUUCAUUAAUAAUUAACGGUUUUCCUGAAUUGUGGUUGAAUGGAUUUAUACCUCAGCGCUGUUGAAUUCUCGAUUCGGAUUGGUCAGGAGGUGUUCAUUCGUUUUCUGUAACAGCAUCUCUGACAGGACUGAAGGCUAUAAUUCAAGUCACAGGUUUAUAUUAAUGUGCUUACUCCAAUAUAUUAGUGUUUCUAUAGUAACAGCACUACAUGGAGACCACCCCACAUACAUAACCUAAUAGUAAACAGUUGAACAUUUAUGGAAGGAGUCUCCAGUGUCAGGGUUUUGUAACAGUCAGAAGGUUUUCCGCCAUGAGAACAUCUUCAGGACUUUGCGCUUUCUGUUUUAUUUGGUAGCACGACGAGCUGCGUUUUUGUUGUUGUUGACUUAAAGAACAAACAUUAAAACGUAACUAAAACGGUUAAAAUGUUAAUGUUCACUGCAACAAAAAAAAAGACAUCUUAACGAGUGAUAAUAUCUUGAAUAAAGUCAAAUUGAUCUAGUAUCUCCUGUAAUAAGAUUGCAAUAAACAAAAUAUAUGAUUAUUAACCUA
Messenger RNA from Ictalurus punctatus (channel catfish), 3846 nucleotides. RefSeq names its product transient receptor potential cation channel, subfamily C, member 7b (gene trpc7b). The record is from RefSeq and is a predicted model, not a curated record. The transcript has 12 exons. Gene Ontology annotation, biological process: manganese ion transport; calcium ion transmembrane transport; regulation of cytosolic calcium ion concentration. Bases 291 to 2825 code for a protein of 844 amino acids. Lineage: Eukaryota; Metazoa; Chordata; Actinopteri; Siluriformes; Ictaluridae. Gene Ontology annotation, molecular function: store-operated calcium channel activity; protein binding; inositol 1,4,5 trisphosphate binding. Gene Ontology annotation, cellular component: membrane; cation channel complex.